Molecule: messenger RNA, 8706 nt
Organism: Salvelinus fontinalis (brook trout)
Lineage: Eukaryota; Metazoa; Chordata; Actinopteri; Salmoniformes; Salmonidae
Gene: ttc17
Product: tetratricopeptide repeat domain 17
Exons: 40
Coding region: 87-6152 (2021 amino acids)
Biological process (GO): cilium organization; actin filament polymerization
Cellular component (GO): actin cytoskeleton; cytoplasm
Molecular function (GO): protein binding
Source: RefSeq, a predicted model, not a curated record
AUAAAUAAGGAAAUGACACACAGGAAGUUAACUUUUUUCGGCUUCUUCUUCUUCUGCCACAACACAUCUGUAAAGAAGACAGAAAAAUGGCGGACCUCAGGAAAAUCAGUUCUGGGUCUCUGCCCUAUGUAAACGUUUCCCGAAAAGUGUCAGUUCAAGGGAAGGUUUUUAUCCUACUAUGUAUAAUAUUGGCCGAACCCGGAGGAGCUACCACCCACUGGGUCGUCACUGAAGAUGGAAAAAUUCAACAGCAAGUUGACUCUCCUUUGAAUCUUAAACAUCCACAUGACCUUGUCAUCUUCAUGCGACAGGAGACCCGUGUCAACUACCUGAAGAAGUUAGAGAAGCAGCUUGUCGCUCAGAAGAUUCACAUUGAGGAGAAUGAGGACAGGGACACUGGCUUGGAGCAGAGGCACUAUAAAGAGGAUGCCGACUGUGUCACGGCUAAAGUACCCCUGGGAGACUUGGAUCUCUACGAUGGUACCUACAUCUCCCUGGAGAGUAAAGACAUCAGCCCUGAGGAUUACGUAGAUUUUAGGUCCCCUCUACCCCCGGAUCUGGAGAAGCCUGACUGUGCCAGAGUAUUUGAGCUCCCAUAUAGUAUCCACAGUUUCCAGCAUCUCCGGGGCGUGCAGGAACAGGUGAACCUCACAUCUCCUCUGCUCUCUAAAGAGGACCCCAUUUUUGGCUCCCUGUCCCACAAACUGGGCCGCAACAUGGACGAGGUGGGCCAUCGCAUCCAGCAGGGCCUGCUGAGGAACUCCUCAUCCUGGGUGCUGUAUAACCUGGCGUCGUUCUACUGGAGGAUAAAGAAUGAGCCCGGGCGGGCGGUGGACUGUGUGGUCCGGGCCCUGCACUUCUCACCCAGGCAGCACAAGGACCUGGCCCUGGUGAACAUGGCCAACAUCCUGCACCGGGCCCACUUCUCUGCUGACGCUGCCAUCGUGGUUCACGCUGCCCUGGAUUUGACCUCUGACCUUCUCACCAGCCACUACACCCUGGGCAACAUCUACGCAAUGCUGGGGGAGUAUAACCACUCAGUGCUGUGCUAUGAGCAGGCUCUCCAGGCCCAGCCGGGCUUUGAGCAGGCCCUGAGGAGGAAGCACGCUGUCCUCUGUCAGCAGAAACUGGAGCAGCGCCUGGAGGCCCAACACAGGUCUCUGCAGCGCACGCUGAACGAGCUGAAGGAAUACCAGAAACAGCAUGACCACUACCUGCGUCAGCAGGAGGCCCUGGACAAAUACAAGCUGCUGCAGGAAGAGCAGAUCCUCCACAACAUCAUCCACGAGACCCAGAUGGCCAAGGAGGCACAGCUGGGCAACCACCAGAUGUGUCGUCUGGGCCAGCAACAGAGCAGCCUCUUCUGCCCCUUGGACCUGCCGGUGCGUUAUCACCGUGGAGACCUGUUUGAGCACGUCCACCACAUCCAGUUUGGAGAGGAGGUCUCUGUGGCGGGCAGCGUUGCUCUGGUGUCGGAGCCGAGCACCAACCACACCACCAGCUCACACCUCCACCCCUCUGUGUCCGGAGACCCUGAGCCUGCAGCCCUCUGGGGCCACCAGGCCUCCCCCACCGAAGACAUUCAGAGGCUGCUGUGGCCUCAGAGGGCAGACUGUGCUGAUGAGUUUCCUGUCAUCCCCCCCGCCCACCUACUACCCACCUUCUACCUCCCACCUGAGACACAGGGCCCCAGCCUCCAGACUGUGCUGUACGGUACCGGACCCCCUCCCUCCUCCCUGGCUUCCCCAGACUGUGGCCCUGUGCUCCAGCCCCCUCCAGCUGACCUGCCUGCCUCUGUGGGCUGGACCUUGGAGGACAAGGAGCUGCCAGACCCCCACGCCACCCAGGUACUGCUGUCUCGCAGCAGAGGCUGGAGUUUGGAGCAGGCUGGUGCCAGCAUAGCCCAAGCCAUGAAGAAGGCUAGCGCCCCUGGCUGGUUGCUCCAGAACGAGGCGGCUUUGUUCUGGCGGGCGAAGGGUAACGGUAGCAGCUCGCUGCAGUGUCUGCGCCACUCCCUGGCGUCGGCUCCGCCCACCCAGCGCAACCUGCCCCUCGUCAACGCUGCCAAUCUGCUUCUGCGCCACGGCCUCAGCGCCCACGCACACACUCUGCUGCAGGACGCCCUGGCACUCAACGCCUCUGAGCCCCACACUCUCCUGAGCCUGGUGAGCGUGAAUCUGGCCCAGGGCAACGUGACGGGCGCCCUGGACCUGUUCCGCCACACCCUGGCUCUCUCUGCCAGUUGUGCCCAGUGCCGUGCCAGCCUGCCCCUUCUGCGAUGCCUGCAGUUCUACCCCUUCCUAUACAACCUGCAGCGCUCGCCAUGUCCGCAGGGUGCUGUGUGUGUCGGGGAGGAGGAUGUGACUCUACAUCUAGAUGAAUGGGAGGCUGGCAGUAGACAGAAGCAGCAGGAGGACCCCACCACCACGGCUGCCCAGGCUCUGCCUGUCUCCACAGUGGAGGAAGCCCUCCUGUUUGAGAAGGUGGUGCUGGACAGUAACGGCUCUGGAGAGGCAGGCCAACAGCCUGGAGGAGGAGAGAGGGAUGAGGAGGAGUGGCAGCUGAAGGAGGAGCUGAUGGGGGCCUUCGAGGGGGCUCUGGACGUGGGGGGCGACCUGAGGCGGGGCGACCUGAGGGGCAUCCGCGUGCUGAAGAACGACCGGGUGAUGGGAGCGGGCCGGAGCGGAGGAGGGCCCUGCUUCGGGAACUGUGAGGAUGACGAGGGGGCUGAGUGGAUCACGUUCCAGGUGAAGCGUGUGAGGAAGCCCAAGGCGGACAGCCCUGAGGGCUGGGGCAGUGCUGAGGACACCCUGCAGGGGGAGACACUGCUCCCUGGAGGCCACUCUGUCCUGGAGAUCAGUGGCCCCACCAUCCCGUCCCCCGGGCCCUCAGGGCGAUGGAGGGACUAUACCAGUCUGGGCUGGCCGGGGCCAGAGGAGUGCCAGAGAACACGCAGGGUAGACCUCACCACCGUGGCCAGUACCUGGCUGGCCGUGUCUGCCAAGAACAUCGACAUCACGGAACACAUAGACUUUACCACUCCACUCCAGGAGCCUGCGGUGGAGCCAUUGUGCAACGCCAACCUGGCUGCCAGCAUGCACACCCUGGACCACCUGGCUGGCGUGGCCAACCGCGCCGCUAUCCACUACACCGGAGAGAGUCAACUCAGAGAGGUUCUACAGAAUCUGGGCAAAGAUAAGUUCUCCCCUCAGUCUUUUGAGCAGGUGGGCACGCGCAUCGCCAAGGUCUUGGAGAAGAACCAGACAUCGUGGGUCUUGUCCAGCAUGUCUGCUCUCUACUGGAGGGUGAAGGGUCAGGGCAAGAGGGCCAUCGACUGCCUACGCCAAGCCCUCCACUACGCCCCGCACCACAUGAAGGAUGUACCUCUGAUCAGCCUGGCCAACAUCUUCCAGAACGCACGGCUGUGGGAGGACGCCCUGACCGUGGCCCGCAUGGCUGUGGAGAUCGCCCCGCACUUCGUUGUCAACCACUUCACCCUCGCCAACGUCUACAUCAUGCUGGGGGAGUAUAACCACUCAGUGCUGUGCUAUGAGCAGGCUCUCCAGGCCCAGCCGGGCUUUGAGCAGGCCCUGAGGAGGAAGCACGCUGUCCUCUGUCAGCAGAAACUGGAGCAGCGCCUGGAGGCCCAACACAGGUCUCUGCAGCGCACGCUGAACGAGCUGAAGGAAUACCAGAAACAGCAUGACCACUACCUGCGUCAGCAGGAGGCCCUGGACAAAUACAAGCUGCUGCAGGAAGAGCAGAUCCUCCACAACAUCAUCCACGAGACCCAGAUGGCCAAGGAGGCACAGCUGGGCAACCACCAGAUGUGUCGUCUGGGCCAGCAACAGAGCAGCCUCUUCUGCCCCUUGGACCUGCCGGUGCGUUAUCACCGUGGAGACCUGUUUGAGCACGUCCACCACAUCCAGUUUGGAGAGGAGGUCUCUGUGGCGGGCAGCGUUGCUCUGGUGUCGGAGCCGAGCACCAACCACACCACCAGCUCACACCUCCACCCCUCUGUGUCCGGAGACCCUGAGCCUGCAGCCCUCUGGGGCCACCAGGCCUCCCCCAUCGAAGACAUUCAGAGGCUGCUGUGGCCUCAGAGGGCAGACUGUGCUGAUGAGUUUCCUGUCAUCCCCCCCGCCCACCUACUACCCACCUUCUACCUUCCACCUGAGACACAGGGCCCCAGCCUCCAGACUGUGCUGUACGGUACCGGACCCCCUCCCUCCUCCCUGGCUUCCCCAGACUGUGGCCCUGUGCUCCAGCCCCCUCCAGCUGACCUGCCUGCCUCUGUGGGCUGGACCUUGGAGGACAAGGAGCUGCCAGACCCCCACGCCACCCAGGUACUGCUGUCUCGCAGCAGAGGCUGGAGUUUGGAGCAGGCUGGUGCCAGCAUAGCCCAAGCCAUGAAGAAGGCUAGCGCCCCUGGCUGGUUGCUCCAGAACGAGGCGGCUUUGUUCUGGCGGGCGAAGGGUAACGGUAGCAGCUCGCUGCAGUGUCUGCGCCACUCCCUGGCGUCGGCUCCGCCCACCCAGCGCAACCUGCCCCUCGUCAACGCUGCCAAUCUGCUUCUGCGCCACGGCCUCAGCGCCCACGCACACACUCUGCUGCAGGACGCCCUGGCACUCAACGCCUCUGAGCCCCACACUCUCCUGAGCCUGGUGAGCGUGAAUCUGGCCCAGGGCAACGUGACGGGCGCCCUGGACCUGUUCCGCCACACCCUGGCUCUCUCUGCCAGUUGUGCCCAGUGCCGUGCCAGCCUGCCCCUUCUGCGAUGCCUGCAGUUCUACCCCUUCCUAUACAACCUGCAGCGCUCGCCAUGUCCGCAGGGUGCUGUGUGUGUCGGGGAGGAGGAUGUGACUCUACAUCUAGAUGAAUGGGAGGCUGGCAGUAGACAGAAGCAGCAGGAGGACCCCACCACCACGGCUGCCCAGGCUCUGCCUGUCUCCACAGUGGAGGAAGCCCUCCUGUUUGAGAAGGUGGUGCUGGACAGUAACGGCUCUGGAGAGGCAGGCCAACAGCCUGGAGGAGGAGAGAGGGAUGAGGAGGAGUGGCAGCUGAAGGAGGAGCUGAUGGGGGCCUUCGAGGGGGCUCUGGACGUGGGGGGCGACCUGAGGCGGGGCGACCUGAGGGGCAUCCGCGUGCUGAAGAACGACCGGGUGAUGGGAGCGGGCCGGAGCGGAGGAGGGCCCUGCUUCGGGAACUGUGAGGAUGACGAGGGGGCUGAGUGGAUCACGUUCCAGGUGAAGCGUGUGAGGAAGCCCAAGGCGGACAGCCCUGAGGGCUGGGGCAGUGCUGAGGACACCCUGCAGGGGGAGACACUGCUCCCUGGAGGCCACUCUGUCCUGGAGAUCAGUGGCCCCACCAUCCCGUCCCCCGGGCCCUCAGGGCGAUGGAGGGACUAUACCAGUCUGGGCUGGCCGGGGCCAGAGGAGUGCCAGAGAACACGCAGGGUAGACCUCACCACCGUGGCCAGUACCUGGCUGGCCGUGUCUGCCAAGAACAUCGACAUCACGGAACACAUAGACUUUACCACUCCACUCCAGGAGCCUGCGGUGGAGCCAUUGUGCAACGCCAACCUGGCGGCCAGCAUGCACACCCUGGACCACCUAGCUGGCGUGGCCAACCGCGCCGCUAUCCACUACACCGGAGAGAGUCAACUCAGAGAGGUUCUACAGAAUCUGGGCAAAGACAAGUUCUCCCCUCAGUCCUUUGAGCAGGUGGGCACGCGCAUCGCCAAGGUCUUGGAGAAGAACCAGACAUCGUGGGUCUUGUCCAGCAUGUCUGCUCUCUACUGGAGGGUGAAGGGUCAGGGCAAGAGGGCCAUCGACUGCCUACGCCAAGCCCUCCACUACGCCCCGCACCACAUGAAGGAUGUACCUCUGAUCAGCCUGGCCAACAUCUUCCAGAACGCACGGCUGUGGGAGGACGCCCUGACCGUGGCCCGCAUGGCUGUGGAGAUCGCCCCGCACUUCGUUGUCAACCACUUCACCCUCGCCAACGUCUACAUCGCCAUGGAGGAGUUUGAGAAGGCCAUGCGCUGGUAUGAGUCCACUCUGGAGCUGCAGCCAGAGUUUGCCCCUGCCAAGGACCGCCUGAGAACCAUCCAGUGUUACCUGCUAACCAAGAAGGACCGCCGUCUACCCUGAGACGACUCCACAGGAGAAGCCCUCGGAACACACACACCACACAUACAAAAACAUAACUUACAGUAGUUACUCACAGGAAAGAGGUUGUUGAUUUAAAACAAAUGUUUUUUAAGUCAUUGCCAUAUAAUUAUUGUUCAAAGGAAUUCAGGGGUUCCAUUCGCUGUGACCUCAGACUCUGGUCGUAGGGGGUAAAACAUUCACUAAAUGGCCCAUGUUACCUUCUGAAGAAGCCCUCCACCUGAAAAGUUCUCAAUUCUAUUAGGAAGCUUUGGGAUCUAUCCCAUCACUCAGCCUCCCUGUCCCAUAGACUACAGUAUAUAGAGCCCAGCAUAGAGUCCCAUCACUCAGCCUCCCUGUCCCAUAGACUACAGUAUAUAGAGCCCAGCUUAGGGUCCCAUCACUCAGCCUCCCUGUCCCAUAGACUACAGUAUAUAGAGUCUCAUCACUCAGCCUCCCUGUCCCAUAGACUACAGUAUAUAGAGUCUCAUCACUCAGCCUCCCUGUCCCAUAGACUACAGUAUAUAGAGUCCCAUCACUCAGCCUACCUGUCCCAUAGACUACAGUAUAUAGAGCCCAGCAUAGAGUCCCAUCACUCAGCCUCCCUGUCCCAUAGACUACAGUAUAUAGAGCCCAGCAUAGUCUCAUCACUCAGCAUCCCUGUCCCAUAGACUACAGUAUAUCGAGCCCAGCAUAGUCUCAUCACUCAGCCUCCCUGUCCCAUAGACUACAGUAUAUAGAGCCCAGCAUAGAGUCUCAUCACUCAGCCUCCCUGUCCCAUAGACUACAGUAUAUAGAGCCCAGCAUAGAGUCUCAUCACUCAGCCUCCCUGUCCCAUAGACUACAGUAUAUAGAGCCCAGCAUAGAGUCUCAUCACUCAGCCUCCCUGUCCCAUAGACUACAGUAUAUAGAGCCCAGCAUAGAGUCUCAUCACUCAGCCUCCCUGUCCCAUAGACUACAGUAUAUAGAGCCCAGCAUAGAGUCCCAUCACUCAGCCUCCCUGUCCCAUAGACUACAGUAUAUAGAGCCCAGCAUAGAGUCUCAUCACUCAGCCUCCCUGUCCCAUAGACUACAGUAUAUAGAGCCCAGCUUAGGGUCCCAUCACUCAGCCUCCCUGUCCCAUAGACUAGAGUAUAUAGAGCCCAGCAUAGAGUCUCAUCACUCAGCCUCCCUGUCCCAUAGACUACAGUAUAUAGAGUCCCAUCACUCAGCCUCCCUGUCCCAUAGACUACAGUAUAUAGAGCCCAGCAUAGAGUCUCAUCACUCAGCCUCCCUGUCCCAUAGACUACAGUAUAUAGAGCCCAGCAUAGAGUCUCAUCACUCAGCCUCCCUGUCCCAUAGACUACAGUAUAUAGAGCCCAGCAUAGAGUCCCAUCACUCAGCCUCCCUGUCCCAUAGACUACAGUAUAUAGAGUCCCAUCACUCAGCCUCCCUGUCCCAUAGACUACAGUAUAUAGAGUCCCAUCACUCAGCCUCCCUGUCCCAUAGACUACAGUAUAUAGAGCCCAGCUUAGGGUCCCAUCACUCAGCCUCCCUGUCCCAUAGACUACAGUAUAUAGAGCCCAGCAUAGAGUCUCAUCACUCAGCCUCCCUGUCCCAUAGACUACAGUAUAUAGAGUCCCAUCACUCAGCCUCCCUGUCCCAUAGACUACAGUAUAUAGAGCCCAGCAUAGAGUCCCAUCACUCAGCCUCCCUGUCCCAUAGACUACAGUAUAUAGAGCCCAGCAUAGAGUCCCAUCACUCAGCCUACCUGUCCCAUAGACUACAGUAUAUAGAGCCCAGCAUAGAGUCUCAUCACUCAGCCUCCCUGUCCCAUAGACUACAGUAUAUAGAGCCAGAAGGCUGCUGUUUUUUGUUCUGUCUCCAGUGGAGUUGGACUAGGAAGUGCAGACAGGACAUGGUUUUAUUUCAUGAAUUCAUACACAUCCUUCUCUCUGUCCUUCAUUUUGUUAGGAAUCAAUCAAGAAGAACAAUGCAGUAGUUGAUUUACAAGACUGAUAUAAUCCCAUAGAUGGUGCUGUUUUUUAAAUUUAUUUUAAUUGGAGGUUUUAAUUGGAAGAACAGUUGUCAUCACACAGUAAUUUCUUAUGAUUAAGAAAUAGUUUGGUAAAGAGACAAAUUGCUGCUGGUUUGUAGCUUGCUAACUAAACGCAGGUGUACCGGGUCGUGGAAUGACCCGUCUCAAAACCUUUUACAAUUAUGGCUGCUUAAAAAAAUUCAUAUAGAUUGUCUUGUUUUGCCCUUGUUUUUUUAUCAUUCCUAUUUAUGUGGGGACCUACAAUGAAUAAAUGAAAAUGUAUUUUUAUGAAAGGAACGUUAAUGCAUAGCAACAAAAAAAAGUUAACUGUAAUGUGUUGUUUACGUUUGCUCUUUUAUUUAUAGAAAUUAUUUGUCAGGGCCCAAAAAAAAACUUUUGACCAUUUUUCAAACUUUAAAUUGAACUGUUGUGUACAGUAUUAAGGCAGUGGGACAUAUAAGUUGAUCGGCUCAUCAUUUGAAUGUAUCCAUUGUCUUUUGACGAACUUCAGACCUCUGGGAAAUAAAAAGCAAGAUGUUU